AUGGCCUCGGCGCACCGCCGGCUAAUCUCGGAGGCAAUGGCUGCCCGGGACAAGGGUUUUCCAGAGGACUGCGAGUUUGUCAUUGAAGUACAAGGAGGUGGCGCCAUCUGCAGCAUCAAGGAAUUGGACGAGACUCUGCGCAAGAGAGAAAAGGAGGCAAAGCUGUACACGUUCAAGGUGGACCACUUUUACGGCGGUGCGGCUACAAGUGCCAUCCAGCAGCAGCAGAGGCCUGUGGUGAUCCUAUACGGUGACCUUGGGGCACCGGGUUUCAAGAGCUUCCAUGAAGCCCUCGAAGAGCGAGCCAAGCGCAGGGAGAUCAGCUACAUCCUGCGCCACUUCGUCAGGACUCCCUGUGCAAGCAAGGUUCGUCUGUCUGGUUAUGGAGUGGAGCUGGCCAUUAAGAGCACAGAAUACAAGGCUCAAGACGACACUAAGGUUAAAGAGGAAAAAAAUGUAGUGGACUCUGAAGAAGUUGAAAAAGUUGAAAACAUGGAAGGCUUUGACAUCAAGAAGCUAAAGGAGUUGUAUCCUGACAAGAAGGACCAGUUGAAUUUGCUCAAGGCCCACCUCACCAGCUCUGGAACUGAGCUGGCUGCCUUGAAGGUCUGGGAGCUUCAAGAGCUGAGCUUGCAGGCUGCACAGAAGAUUCUGCUUGCCCCUCCCGAGGAUGCCCUGCGCACCAUGAGAGACACCUCGCAGAACUUUCCCUCGCAGGCGCGCUCACUCGUGAACGUCGCCGUCAGCCCUGAGCUCAAGAAAGAGGUGGAGGACAACCAACAUGUGGGUUCCUUUUAA
Molecule: messenger RNA, 798 nt
Organism: Rhipicephalus sanguineus (brown dog tick)
Lineage: Eukaryota; Metazoa; Arthropoda; Arachnida; Ixodida; Ixodidae
Product: UDP-glucose:glycoprotein glucosyltransferase 2
Exons: 7
Coding region: 1-798 (265 amino acids)
Cellular component (GO): endoplasmic reticulum
Molecular function (GO): UDP-glucose:glycoprotein glucosyltransferase activity
Source: RefSeq, a predicted model, not a curated record